CGUCGCCCAGCGGUCUAGUACGAACGUAUACCGAACGCUUUGUAUAUCCUGUAAAAAUAUAUCCUGCAGAAGGCGAAGGAAAUCCCUGAAACGAUAUCCACACAGCCGAAUGUAGCAGCGCAGAAAUUACAAGCCAAGUGCGCUUGAGUUCGUGUAUUUCCGGUUGAACAAACACAUAAGCGAAACAUAAAAGAAAGGCGAAAAAAAAAUAUAUAUAUACAUAUACCUAUAUCCACUAUAUAUACCCACGACAACAAAAACAAAAAAUAACAUAAAGGAACCCCCAGUCAGGAGCAGGACGAAAAGUGAAAAUACAUAGAGGCGAGCAUAUUUCAUAAGUUUGCACUCCGCACAUAACACACAUAGAAGACAGAGCCCCGAGCCAGAACCAAAACGAGAACCAGAGCCAGAGCCAGAGCCAGAGCCAGAACCAGAGAAAGCUGGCGACAAAGGCGAACGCACGACCUUUGGCACCGAGUUCAGCCCCAGCUCCAGCGGAGGGGUCAGCAAAUCAAUAGAACGGCAGAGACAAAGCGGCAGUAGAAAGUACAGCGGGACACGGGCAGCGUGCAACGGGCAACGGGCAACGUGCAACGUUAGAAAGCGACCAAAAUUCACUCGCGAAUAAUGCUGACCAUGUCGACCCUGAUGAUGCCUGCACCGACCAUAGCCAUGGGCGCCCCGCAGAUCACAAUGGGUCCGCACAAGCCGCCGGAAACGAAGCUGCUGGCCAUCCAUCCCGCAGCAGCUGCUGCGGCAGCCGCCCAGCAGCAGCAGCACUCGCAGCAGCAGCAGCAGCAGUCGGUGACAGCUGCCCAUUUGCAGCACAAUGGCCAGCAGCAGCACUCGCAGCAGCAGCAGCAACAGCAGCAGCAGCAUGUGUCGCAGCAGCAGCAGCAGCUAGUUGGCAGCAACUCCAAGCCAGAACAGUUUCACAUUUUUGUGGGCGACCUGAGUGCUGAAAUCGAGACGCAACAGUUGAAAGAUGCAUUCACCCCAUUUGGAGAAAUAUCAGACUGCAGAGUUGUGCGUGAUCCGCAGACGUUGAAAUCAAAGGGCUAUGGCUUUGUCAGCUUUGUCAAGAAAUCGGAGGCUGAAACCGCCAUUACCGCCAUGAAUGGCCAAUGGCUGGGCUCGCGCUCGAUACGCACAAAUUGGGCCACCCGAAAGCCGCCGGCAACCAAGGCAGACAUGAAUGCCAAGCCGCUGACCUUUGACGAAGUCUACAACCAGAGCAGCCCCACCAAUUGCACUGUCUACUGUGGCGGCAUCAACGGAGCCCUGUCCGGCUUCCUCAACGAGGAAAUACUGCAGAAGACCUUCUCGCCCUAUGGCACAAUACAGGAGAUACGGGUCUUCAAGGACAAAGGAUAUGCAUUUGUGCGUUUCUCUACCAAGGAGGCGGCCACCCACGCCAUCGUGGCCGUGAACAAUACAGAGAUCAACCAACAACCGGUGAAGUGUGCGUGGGGCAAGGAGAGCGGCGACCCCAACCACAUGUCGGCUAUUGCCGGUCAGGCUCUGGCCCAGGGAUUCCCCUUUGGCUCAGCGGCGGCAGCGGCGGCCGCAGCGGCUGCCUACGGACAGCAGGUGGCCGGAUACUGGUACCCGCCGGCACCGACAUAUCCGGCGGCAGCUCCCGCCAGUGCCCUGCAGCCGGGUCAGUUCCUGCAGGGGAUGCAGGGCUUCACCUAUGGUCAAUUCGCCGGUUACCAGCAGGCCGGCUAUAUGGGAAUGGGCGUCCAGCUGCCUGGAACCUGGCAGAGUGUGCCGCCGCAACCGCAGCUGGCCAGUGCAGCGGCCGCCACCGCACCGCAGAUCACACAGAGCGUGGGCAGCGCCCUGCCCCCCGCGGCCGGAGUGGUGGCCUAUCCGAUGCAGCAGUUCCAGGUCAGUCCGCAGCUGGCGGAGGAUGAGUGGCUGGCGCCCAGUUUGCUCGUGUAG
Molecule: messenger RNA, 1944 nt
Organism: Drosophila kikkawai
Lineage: Eukaryota; Metazoa; Arthropoda; Insecta; Diptera; Drosophilidae
Source: RefSeq, a predicted model, not a curated record